This is a messenger RNA of Aedes albopictus (Asian tiger mosquito), 22777 nucleotides long. RefSeq names its product progestin and adipoQ receptor family member 4. The coding region runs from base 649 to 1923 and encodes 424 amino acids. The transcript is spliced from 7 exons. Gene Ontology annotation, molecular function: signaling receptor activity. NCBI's taxonomy places the organism in Eukaryota, Metazoa, Arthropoda, Insecta, Diptera, Culicidae. The record is from RefSeq and is a predicted model, not a curated record. Gene Ontology annotation, cellular component: membrane.
AAGGAAUCGCUCAAGAAACUUCUUGAGUGAUUCCUGACAGAAACUUUCUUCGGUGACUGCCAUUUGAACUGUCAUUUCUUCGCAACUGCGUACUGCGAUCAAAGAAAAACAGGUUUCUUGAGCGAUUCAGGCAAGGAAUUUCCCAUGUAUCAAGAUAGGCUGAGAAAUUCCUUCUGAUCUGCAAACAGCGCUUAAAGGUUCUUCCAGUAAUUAUUUCGGUGCAUUUUUGAAGAUUACUUCAAGAAUUUCUCUAGACCUAGACAUAUCUUUGAGUAUUUUUUAAGUAUUCCUUUAGAGAUUUCUUCAUGGAUUUCUCCGUAUAUUCCUGAAGAACUCCGCUAGAGAUUCUUCCAAUAAUUCCAUCGAUAUACAUAUCAGAAAUCUUCCUGAGAUUGUUAAGGCAUUCGAUGAAUAAGUAGCAGGGCUUAGUAGGCGACUUGAACUUUUUGAAUAAAUUUGUUGCAAAUACUCUGUCGCACUAUCUCUAUUUUUAUCAGACUAAAUUCUUCGUGCAAUAUCUUCAAAAUUUAUUUGUAAUCAAAUCUCUCUCGUCGAAACGCAUCCAUCAUCAUUCGACCGCGCACAGCAGCACGGUAGUUCGCGACGGCGGUGGCACAAUAAUUCCUCAAGCUGGAGGAACCGGACAGAAUGCAACCAGCCGAGUGUGCAGGAGUGAUUUCGCCGGUGGUGCUCGAAUCGGCUACUGCCCCCAUUUCCGUGGUGCCUCGUUCUACUACUACUACUACAGCUAAUAAUAGUUCCAUCAUGCUAACCGGUGGUGUUGGCCAUCCGUUGCUGCUGUCGUCGUCGUCCACGUCGUCCUCGUUGUCGUCCUCGCCAGAAACGGUGCGAAGUGCAUCAUCGUCAACAACAUCCUCGUUAGCGGCAGCACCUCAAACGGCCCCAGCGCCGGCACCUGCACCGACACCCGCACCGACACCGACACCGACCUCGCCGGUGAUCAAAACGAAACAGUGCCAACCGGACGACUUCGGGGAGGGCGAUGACGACGACGGGCAGGGUCGGGCGCCGCUGAUGAAGCAACUGAACAAACUGCUCACCCCACCGGACGAUCUGCUGCAGUGGAAGGACAUGCCCCAGCACUUGCAGUUCAACCCGUACGUCCUGACCGGAUACCGGCCGCUGCAAGGCGUCAAAGGAUGUCUCAGCAGUUUGUUCUACGUGCAUAACGAGACGAUUAAUAUUUUAACACACGGCAUUCCAAUAGUGUACAUCCUGGCAACAGUUCCGGCAAUGAUGCCAUGGGAGAAGGAGUUCCGCUUUCUCUCGUGGUGCCAUCUGGUCGGUUCUGUUGCGCCCUGGUGCGGUAGUUUCGUCUACCAUCUCUUCAUGAAUCUGGAACUGGGCGAGAGCGCGUACUACCGGCUGCUGCAGCUCGACAUGCUCGGAAUUUGGAUUAGUCAAAGUUUCGGUGCCCUUCCGAUGGUAACGGCAACCGUGUACUGCCUGGGUUGGCCUCUCAAGUGGUUUAUCAUCAUAUCGUACUCGCUGCUGUGCAUCUGGGGUCUAUACAAGGCCAUGACGGCUUCCUCACCGUGGCAACGGCGACUCUGCUUCCUGCUGCCCUUCAUGAUGCGGAUCAUGCUCACGUUGCUGCGGAUAUCCAAGCUGGGCGGGGGGAACCCCUCGUCGCUGACACACGUGUUUUUGCAGGACGCCGUUUCGGCCGUGGGCGGCGUGAUUGGAGCGAUGCACAUACCGGAAAAGUGGUUCCCCGGCAGUGUGGACAUCUAUCUCAACUCGCACAACAUCAUGCACGUGCUGGUGGUCAUGGCCGUCUACUCGAUGCACCAGGCAACCGUCCGGGACAUCGAGUGGAUGCAAAACGCGGAAUGUAGCCGGUCCAACCUGACGUCAUCGCUGAACAUAGACGCCUUCAACGGAUCCCACCUGGAGCUAUGACCAGCUGGCGCCGAAUACUCCGUCCCGCGGGAUGCCGCAGCUGGUCUCGGCUCCUGCCGCAACUCCUCAUCAGCCGCUGCCGUCUACCUGGCCUACUUCAACACCACCACGACCGCUCCUCCUAGGACAUGUGCUGCCGGUUCCGGCGUGGACGCUUCUUCCGGCAGCACCAGCACCGCCAACAGCACUACAACUAGCAGCAUAAGUGGCACAACGACGACGACGACGACGUGGUGGAGCCUGGUGGAGUUCGUACGACUGCGUGUCUUGCGGUCAUCACAGCAGCACGAAUACGGCAGCGCGGAUCUCCCUGGAGGUGGUGAGCUCGCCUACAGCGAUGACGGUGCGUUUCGGUGGAUUAGUCGGUGGAUUUCUGCUGACGGCGGUCACCGAUAGACACAGACGGGUUCGUUCGUCCGACUCUGGCGUGCUCGACUCGGUUCACCCCCGCCUUUUACUCUUUCACCGCACUGUUGAGCUGUAGCAGGUACCAUUCUCUCUCUCACCCUCCCCAGAGGGAAUUUGUCCAACCUGUGUGCGAAUCGGAUGUGAUUGGAGCAAUGAUUGCCUCUUUCUUGGAAUCGGUUUGGGGAAAAUUUAUGAGCCGGUUUAUUUGUCAUGUUGUGUUGUGUUUCGUGUAAGUGCAAAUCAGUGCGAAAAUUGAACAUGGGAUUGUGUGGUUGGUAUUAGACCUGUGCGCCGCCGCGCCACGCCGCCGCCGCCGACACUUUUUGUCCCACGCCGACGCCGACCGAGGUAUCGGCGGCGCGCCAUACGCCGCUGUUUGUCACGCCGCCGAUUUUCAUUUUUCGCGCCGGUGAUCAGUGCACGAACAAAAUUAAGUUUAUAUAAAGUUGAGAUCAAAUCUCACUAUCACUGUCAUAAGAGUUUGAUUAAAAUAGUUGAUUUCUCAACUCUUAGAACACACAUUCACAUCUCCGCAGAAGUUUAUUCAGAUAAUCUUUCAGGAUGCCUCUUAAAGAUCAGCCUGGGAUUCCUUCAGAAAAAUCUUCAGGGAUGUUUUUGUCGUGACCAGCUUCCGGCAUCUUCCGUUGGCGUUGUUUUUUGCCAAAAUAAUGAAGGCUCGACGCUCCAACUGGUAGAAAGCGGUUCCACCCGCUUACUAGCCGGUGGAGCGGGAUGUAGUUGUGUGGGCGCUUCUGUUGUGCUGUUUCUUUAGCUGGUCUGAGCGAGGAAAACUCCCAAAACCUCACUUUUGACCAGCUGCGGAAUUAGCACUCCAAAGAAGCCUCGGCCCAGCUGCUGCUACCACUACGGGUUACUGCUCCGCUCUGCAAUCGUCGAUCAACUGACUGCUCGUUCACGAUGUGUCACUUUUAUAUUAUGUUGCGUCGUUUCCUCUCCUCCUCGACGUCGCAUUUGACAUGUUGCAUUCCUGUCAUGGAAUAGUAUUAGGCGCUCUCGUUUUCAUGUGUCGAUUAUUAUUAUAAUAAUUUUUAUUUUCAUUAACUUUUUUUUUUCUGUUAUUCCCUUUUAUUUAUUCACUACCUUCACCACAUUUCCCCUCACCUCUACACUCUCAUAAAAUCAGGUUCAUUUCCUUUUUAUUAUUUUAUUUUGAUUUGUUAUAAUAAUAAUAAUAAUAAUAAUAUAAAAAUAAAAUUCCAAUAAUACAUACAGUUAGUGCCACAAUUGUUUUCAAACUGUAUUCAUUUCGUUUGUAUGCAACUUUAUUUAUUCUUUUAAUUAGACAGCGUCAAAUAUAACAAGACAAAGCAGAAUGCAGACGAUCUUCAAUUUCCAAUUCUUAUUAAUUUAAAAUUAAACUCAAUACCAUUCACAAAAUCACUAAAAUUUGUGAACCAUAUCGGCAUUGAUAUUAACCUGAAUUUGUUUAUUACCUAUAUUUAGGACUGACUUCCUACUCACAUCACAUCGAAAUUACAGUUUGCAAAAUGUUUUCCAAUAUUGCAUGAAAUACACACGUAAAAAAACUCAGUUCAAAAUUAAACAAAAACCGCGUAAAAAAAGUCUCACUAUUUCUCGACGAAUCAUGCAAAAAUAAGACGAUGAUUUUUUUUGUAUGGAGUUUUCAUUUACGCGGGCGUAAAAAAACAUGACUGUAAAUUUCUUUAUAUUUCACAUACACCACAUAAGUGAUCAAGUCUAAUAAUUAUUUCUCAUCUGUCCUUUAUUUUAUUACAUUUCAAUCUGAAGGAUAUCAUUCGGUCUACCAUUUUUCUGUUUAAAAUUUAAAAGUAAAUUUAUUAUUCUCCGGUAAAUCAGUUCAUCAUAAUUUAUUUCGAUAAAUUGUUGUAUUAUUAGUAGCAAUGUCAAGUUAAUUUAAACCCAUGCCUAUUUUUAAUUCAAACAACCUGAUGCUUAGAAACUGUGAAAAAUGAUUAGUUGUCAUAAUGUGUUGCUCAAUAAAUAAUAUAGUGCCCAACAAUACGCAAUAACGUGUGAGCUGUAAUAACUCUGUAAAAAAUCUUGGUAAAAAUCAAUAAAUGAGAAAAGUUAAAUAAUUAAUCAUUUUCAAAAUUUCAUUUUUAUGACACCUUGGUUUGAAAAUCUUUCAUAUUCCUUACUUGCGAGGUUGCUUGUUUGGCUGAUUAUAAUAACACCUUAGUGGUCACGUCGUGUACUGAGUAUUACGCGUUGCAAGAAAAAAAAGGUUCAUAGAAAAUUCAAACGCACGUACGUACGAAAGGAUAUUUCCCUUCACAACAUCAUGGAUACCCAUGUCCAAUUAACCUUCCGUAACUCGCAUGGUUGGCCACCAGCGUCAGCACUAGACUAAUUUCAAGACUUUGAUGUAUCAAAGAAAACCAUUAAAUUUUAUGUAUUUUUUUAUGGAAAUUGACUUUUGUGCGAAUUAUAUUUAGUGUGUUAGACUAACCAUAAACUGCGAACUUGGGUACCGAGGAUUGUUCACAAUCUGCAAACUUGACUGCGGAAGAAAUCGCGACCAUGACGCCGCUGGCACCACGUUUAUGCUAAGUACAAAAAGCGAGAUAUUUCAAUUUUCUUACACUGAUAACAAAAUCAGUCAUCAAUUUGCUAUCAUCGAUAGCAGGAAUGCUUUUCAAUUCAUUAUUCUGCUCUUAUUUUUGAUGUUUUAAUUGUUAAAACAACCAAAACGACAGCAACCUGAGUUAUCAAAAUUUGCAAUAUCACAACAUCAUAGUUAGUUUCCUAUUUGUUAUCAGUCUUUGCUCGGGAUGCCCAGUUGUUCUGAGACGGAUGCUCUAUUGUAUCCUAUUGAGAAGUCGAGUCGGCGGGUUCUCUUGAAUUCUCCAAUUUCCAUACUUGAAAAGGUAGGUAGUAAAACCCUGACGCAUCUUACUGGAACAAGUAUUAAGAAAAUAUUAAAGCAUAUGAUCUUGUUGAGAUCUAAUGGUGUCCUGUUCCAUAAACGGCCACAAAAACGUUCAGUCAUUACCCAACAGAGCCAUCUUCACCUGAGAUCUAUUCUCUGCUAUGCGCCGAUAGCCCUUUGCGCAUUAAUUCCGCAUCAAAAUCCAUUUUAUUUUAAUUUCCGCGUAAUACACGAACUAUAAAAAAUGCCGCUUGUGGUACACAGCGUGAGCGUGGUGUCACUGUAGGUGGUAGAAGACGCGACUGCUCGAGGGUUAAUAAUAAUUACACUUGAUAAAACUUAAACAUGAAACGAAUCAAAUUGGGAUAGUUUUUAUCUUUUCCUGUAUGGUGAACUCGACCCAUCUCGCUAGUGAAUUUGUUAUUCGUGGGCGUCAUCUGAUAAUGGCAUGUUCAAAAUAUAGGCUAACAAAUAAGAAAAACAAAUCGACUUUCGUUUGAGGUUAAUUUAACAAUGAUGAGUUUAUUUCAAUUAUUGUUAAGCUAAACGGAAUCGCUCAAAUAAUCUCCAAUCAGUGUGGUUUUCUUUCGGAAUGGUCAAAACAUUUUGCAUGAAAGCUUUACUUGAUUUAGUGAUUCUUCUCAGCUCCGUACUGAUGUAAAAAAAGCAAGGUUUCCACAUUUCUUACGCGAUUCCUUACCAGAAGUUUAAAUGCAUCGAGAUAGGCCAAUACAUUUCUUGCCAUCAGCGUAAACCAGCAAAUCAAAUUUCAAAUUCACAUUGUCUGUUUUAUGGUUUGGUAUAUUCAACUAAUCGUUUGUCCCUCUUCCCAUAUUGAAAGUAAAAUGAAAAUAUACAUCAAAGAAUAAAAAAUUGGUUGAUUUUUUUUUUACGAAUGCUUUGCUAGUUGUUUAUUAGCGCCCAGUCGAAGUAUCGUGUGUAUCGAAGUUCUUAUUCGUUGUUAUAGACAAGUCAUGAACUUAGUUUUAUUCACAUAUUUCGGCGAAAAACAUUGAAAAUGAAUCAAUUCACACCACCAAGAAAAAAAAAACUGUAGCUAAUUAUUGUCAAAAUCCAUAGCCAUCGAUUUCGUAUUCGAUAAACUCAAAUUUUACCAAAUGUCAAACUUUGUGAGACGUUAAACGUUUUCAAUUAUUCAGGGAUUUUCCACGUAGCUUUUAUUUGGAUUUCUGAUCAAAUGGUAUUGGCAAGUACUUACUGCAUACAUUAUUAUAUCAUUUAACAACACCCAAAUAGUCGCAUCAUUUAUGCUGUGUCAAUCCACGAUCAUCAAGUUUUCCAAUAACUUCCACAGUGAUCAUUAUUCUUGGAGCAGUUAUUAAGUAUUAAAACUAGCAUAAAUAAAAUUACAAAAGCCAGAAAGUUUCAGAAUAGAUGACCGCUCAAAAUAGCUAACGAAGAAAAAUAUGUAGAAAGGUCGUUGCGUUUCACGUGAAAGUUGUAUCAAACUUGCCAUUUCGUUAUUGCCUAAAAUCUCAAGGUACGUUAUGUAAGCAUUCCAACAUAUCAACGUAUUUAAAAGCGUUGGCAUGUAUAAUGAAAACAUAUUUUCUUACUUCAUAGCACGGCAAGCAACUUCUCUGGCUUGCUGACGAUAACAAUAAUACAUUUUGAGUAACACCUGGCCACCCAGGUGUAUGGCAUCCUCAUAGAGACGAUAUUGCCAAGAUGUUGCAUCAAACUCAAUCUUCACAAAAAAAACUCUGCUUCAAGGGUGUGACACAUCUAGAUUUGAAUAUUUGGUGAACCUAUCAUAUUUUUUUUACAGUGGAUUCGCGCAGGGCUGAAGCGUGUUUGUCCGAGAAACAUGAUUGCAAUCUCCACAGAGCUCAAAGCAACCUAGGCAGGCGGCAGUACGACGAUUGUCGGAACUGCUAGUCAUAACAUAAAAAUUUCACCAAAUGCAAAACAUUCACAAAGAAAUCCUCUUCAUUGUUUGAUACAUUUCGAUCCGUUUUCCAAAUCUGGCUUUCAGCAUCAGAUUUCCUAAAAUCUGAAAAAUUAUCAAACACCAUCGGGCAAUUGAAUGACAUAUGCGUUGUUAAAUAAGAUAUGUCUACAUUGACACCUGGGUAGCGUUAUCCUCUUUGAAUAGCUUUGAGCUAUUUGAUCAAAAUAAACUACUCUUUUGUUUGCCUCGACAUGUUUCUUAAGCUAAGUUUGCUGUUCCCAAAGUGGAAGUACAGCUCCAUUUGAUUUACACGGAAGGCGUCACCGGUGUUACACUUUUUUUCGAACUUGUCGUCUGGGAACUGCCAUAGCAAAUUUGAGGCGGAACUUUACCACUACUUUCCAUAUUUUUGCCUGGUGCGAAUGCAAUGUCAACCGAUGGCAACUACCAAUCACACGUAAUUGUCGCAGUCACACAAACACAUGAUUUCAUUAUUCCAGAACUUUUUCUCCAGCUGACUUUCCAAACCGUUUUGAUCUUGAAAUUCUUAAACUCACUUUUUUUUACACUAAAUUUUUUGCGUUGUUUUUCAUUUUGAAUUUUGCAUUUUUUUUUCUUCUCAUAUAUUUUUUUUUUCGCAACUCCGUCUAUCUCCACCGGAGUGUCAAUCCAGAAGUCCGUCUAUUUCCACCGGAGACUGUUUAAACAUUCAUUUUGCGUCAUAUUUUUUUUUUUUUUUUUGCUACUCCGUCUAUUUCCACCGGAGUGCCUUGACUUAUUUUUUCAGAACUCCGUCUAUUUCCACCGGAGUCUGUGAGUCUGUUUUAGGAUCAUCUCUAUUUUUUUUACCGCAUCUUACUUGUACUGGUUCAGCUUUACCGGCUGUGCCAUGUCGUGACCAGCUUCCGGCAUCUUCCGUUGGCGUUGUUUUUUGCCAAAAUAAUGAAGGCUCGACGCUCCAACUGGUAGAAAGCGGUUCCACCCGCUUACUAGCCGGUGGAGCGGGAUGUAGUUGUGUGGGCGCUUCUGUUGUGCUGUUUCUUUAGCUGGUCUGAGCGAGGAAAACUCCCAAAACCUCACUUUUGACCAGCUGCGGAAUUAGCACUCCAAAGAAGCCUCGGCCCAGCUGCUGCUACCACUACGGGUUACUGCUCCGCUCUGCAAUCGUCGAUCAACUGACUGCUCGUUCACGAUGUGUCACUUUUAUAUUAUGUUGCGUCGUUUCCUCUCCUCCUCGACGUCGCAUUUGACAUGUUGCAUUCCUGUCAUGGAAUAGUAUUAGGCGCUCUCGUUUUCAUGUGUCGAUUAUUAUUAUAAUAAUUUUUAUUUUCAUUAACUUUUUUUUUUUCUGUUAUUCCCUUUUAUUUAUUCACUACCUUCACCACAGUUUUCAGAUGAUUUUUUUUCCACAAGAUCUCUCAGGAAGAUCUCGACAGGAGUAUCUUCAAAAAUUAUUUCAAGAGAAUUCAGAGAUGCCUACUAGAGAUACAUCAGAGAUUCAUCCAGAAGAUCCUUCAGGAAUUCUCAUAGGGGGUCCUUCAGAGAGUAGUCUGAGAGUUCCUUCAUGGAUUCCUUCAGAAGUUCCUUAAGGAAUUUCUACAGGAGUUUCUCUAGGAUCUAGUAUAGGAGUUUCCUUAGAGAUUCCUCCAGGAGAUCCAUCAGAAAUUCCUGGAAUUUGUUCAAGAAUCCCUCCUGAAAUUCCUUCGGGGAUUCCUCUUGGAAUCACUUCGGGAUGCCUCAAGAAAAAUUUGCAUAGAUUCUUUCAGAAGUUCUUCAAGGAUUGCUCCAGGAUUGCGGUGACCUCUCCAGGAGUUCACUAAAGGGUCUCCCAAGUUCCUUCUGAAAUCAUUACAGAAGUUCCUUCACAGAAUUUUAUACGAAGAUCCAAGGAUACCACCAGGAGAACUCAGGGAUUACCUCAGAAGUUUAUUCAGCGAUUUCUAUAUAAGAGUUCCUUCCAAAAUUUCUUCAGGAUACCCUUGGGGGAUUGUUCGAGAAGUUCCUUUAGGAGUUCUUCCAGAAGUUCUUCCAGGGAUCGCUCCGGUUCUUUCAGAUUGUAGAUUGAGAUUGAGAUCUUUUGAGGAAGACUCACGGAUGCUUUCAGUAGUUACAUCAGAGAUUUCUCCAGAAGCUCAUUCAUGAAUUCCUACAGGAGUUCCUUCAGGGAAUGUUGUAGGAGUUCCUUCAAUAGUUCCCUUAGGAUUAUAAUCAGGCAUAUCUCUAGGAAAUUCUUGAGGGAUUUUUCUUGGAGUUUCUACAAGAAUUCCUCAAGGGUUAUCUUCUGUAAGUCCUUUCCCCUACUCGGAAAGAUCCGCUGAAAAUUCUUCGAGGAUUGCGCCUGGAAAUCCUGUGGAUAUUCCUGCCGGAAUUCCUUCGAGCAUUCCCCUGGAAUCCCUGCAGAGAUAUCUUCUGUAAUUUCGUCGGGGAUUCCUCCUAGACUUCCUUCAGGGGUUCACCUGGACUUCCUUUGAGGAUUCCUCCUGGAAUUCUUUUGGGGAUUCCUCUUGGACUUCCUCCGGAGAUUCUUCCUAGAUUUUCUUUCAGGGUUUCCUCCUAGACUUCCAUCGAGAUUUCCUCCUGAAAUUCUUUCGGGGAUUCCUUCUAAUAUUCCGUCAAAUUUCUUUGGCGGUUCCUCUUAGAAUUCCACCAUGAGCAAUCUAUCAUGGAAUUCUUCCAGGGAUUUCUCCUACACUUCAUUUAGGGAUUUCUUUUGGAUUUCUUUCGGAGAUUCCUCCUAGAAUUCAUUCUGGAAUGUCUCCUGGAAUUCCUUUUGGGAUUCCUUUUGGAAUUCCUUCUGGUAUUCUUCCUAGACAUCCUUCGUGGAUUCCUCAUGAAAUUCUUUCGAGGCUUUCUCCUGAUAGUCUAACGUGGGUUUCUCCUUUGGGGAUUUCUUUUGGAUUUGCUUCAGUGAUUCCUCAUGGAAUUCAUUUAGGAGUCCUUCUGGAAUUCCUUUGGGAUUUUCUUCUGGAAUUGCUUCAGUGAUUUCUCCUAGAAUUUCUUCAAGGAUUCCUCCUGUAAUCCCUUCGGAGAUUUUUCCUGGAUUGCCUAUGUGAGUUCCUCGUGAAAAUCCUUCGAGUAUUCUGCUUGGAAAUGCUUCGCAGAUUCCUCCCAGAAUUCCUUCAGGGGUUCCCCCUGGGAUCCCUGAGAUUUCUCCUUUCAUUCCUUUGAGGAUUUCUCCAAGAAUAUCUUUGGGAAUACUUCCAGGAAUCCCGUCGGAUAUAUUGCUACUGGACCUCCUUCAGGGAUUUCUCCUGGACUUCCUUCGGGGAUUCCUCUUGGAAUUAAUUUGAAGAUUUCUCUUUAAAUUCCUUCGGGAAUUCCUUCUAGAGUUUCCUCGGGGAUUUCUCCUGAAAUUUCUACGGAAAUUCCUUUUCCUUUUUUUUGGAGCUUUCUUGUGAAAUUCUUUCAAGGUUUCCUCUUGGAAUUCCUGCAGGAAUUCCUGGAAUUAUUUCAAGGGUUUCUCUUGGAAUUCCUACGAGGAUUCCUCCUGGAUAUUUUCAAUGGUUCCUCCUAAAAAUACUUUGAUUAUUUCUUUUCGAAUUUCUUUAAAAAAAUCGGAAAUUUCUUUGGGGAUUCCUCCUGGACUGGCUUCAUCAAAUCCUUCUGGAAUUUUUUGGGGGAUUCCUUUUGAUAUUCCGUCGUGGAAUCCUCCUGGAUUUUCUUCUCGAAUUCCUUUGGCGAUUCCUCUUAGAUUUCCUUCGGAGAUUCUUCCUUUCAUUCUUUCAAAAAAUUCUCAUGGAAUCACUCCUCCUGCAAUUCCUUCGGGAUUUCCUUCUUGAAUUUCUUCGGUGAUUUCUCCAAGAAUUCCUUUGGGAAUUUCUCCUGGUAUUCCAAAAUUCUUCUUAGAGUUGCUACGAGGAUUCCGUCUUAAUUUUUUUUGUAGAUUCCUCUUCCACUUCCUUUGUGAGAUUCGUCUUAGAAUUCCUUCGGGGUACCCUCUUUGAGGAAUCCCGUUGUAAUUCCUUCGGAGAUUUCUCCCGGAAUUCUUUCGAAGGUGAACUCUGGGAUUCCUGCAGGGAUUUAUCCUGUAAUUUGUUCGGGGAUUCUUUCUAGACUUCUUUCGCGGAUUCCUCCUAAAAUUCAUUCGGGGGUUCCUCCUGCUCUGGUAUUACUUCUGGAAUUCCUUCGAAAUUUUCUCAUGGAAUUCCUGUGGUGAUUUCUCUUCAAUUUCUUCGGAGAUUCCUGCUGGAAUUCCUUUGGGAACCUCCUAGAAUUCCUGCAGGAUUUCUCCCUGGAAUUCCAUCGGUGAUUCUUCCUAGAAUUCUUUCGAGAAUUUCUCCUGGAAUUCUGUCGGGGAUUCCCCCUAGAGUUAUUUCGGAGAUUCCUUUUAGAAUUCCUUCGGGGGUUUCUUUUGAGGAGUUCUUCCUUCGAGGAUUCUUCCCAAAAUUCCUUCGGAGAUUUUUCCUGAUAUUUUGUCGGGGAUUCCUUCUGGAUUUCCUUCGGGAUUCCACCUUGAAAUUCCUAUGGUAAUUCCACUUCGAUUUUUUUCGGAGAUUCCUCUUAGAAUUCCUUCGGGGAUCCCUCACGGAAUUCCUCCGGGGAUUCCGCCAAGGGGGAGUCGCUGAGCACAUCUUUACUUGCGCCAAUUAUUUUCAGUGUGCCACCGGGUAUUGAAUUGUGCCUCAGUGUGCCCCGAAGUGCCACUGCUUGAUGAUUCAGAUUUUGCUUGGCAACUACCAAGACAACCAACUGUUUGUUUUCAUUUUGCAGGUCAAAUGCACAUGGUUGCCUAGUUUUUUCACCCAAACUCAAGUGUCAAAAUUGUGCCUCAGAGUGCCUCGGUGUGCCACACAGCGUAUAAGACGGUGUGCUUGGCACCUCUUGGCACAAUGUUCCAAGCGACUAGCCCCUUGGAUUCCGCUAACAAUUCCUCCGGGAAUUCGUCUUAGAAUUCCUCUGGGGAAUACCUUAUGAGAUUCCUCCUGAAAUCCCUUCGAGGAUUCCUCAUGGAAUUCUUUCGGAAAUUUCUCCUAGUAUUCUCUCAGAGAUUUCUGCUGGAAUUACUUUAGAUAUUCCCAAGGAGAUUCCUUCUCCAUGUGUUUCGUUGAUUCCUCCUUGAAAUCCUUCGAAGAUUUCUUCUCGAAAUCCUUUAGAAAUCCCCGCUAGAAUUCCGUCGGGAAUUCCUCCUGGGAUUCCUUUGGAAAUUCCUGCUGUAAUUCCCUUGGGAUUCCUGCUUGAAUUCAUUUGGGGAGUCCUCCUAGAAUUUCUUUUGAAGAUUCGUCCUGGAUUUCCUCGAAAGCUGCAAUCAGAGAUUUCUUCAGAAGUUUCUGCAGAGAUCUCUAAAAGAGAUUCUUUAAUCGCCAGAGAUUCCUGCAGAAGUUUCUCCAGGGCUCCAUGCAGCAGUUCUUGCAAAGAUUGGUACAGAGUUUUCUUCAUGGAUUUCUUCAGGAGUUUCUUUCAGGCACCUCCUAGGAUUCCUACCGAGAUUCCUCCCUGAAAUCAUUCGGGGAUUCCUUAGUGUAAAUAGUGUGACUUUAUUAUCAAGUUUGAUAGCUUCUGAAGAUUCUGAGAAAACAAAAAAAAACAAAGCUCUACAGGAGUGCAACAAAAAGAACUCUUGAGCAAACUUUAGUUUAAGACUCAGACUCAGACUACAAAUUCUAGAGCGUAAUAACAACUUCUUCGCUUUGCCAAUGUUUAAAUUAUGGCCAAAUUUUGGUCACGCCGAUUCACGCCGCCGCCGCCGCCGCCGAAGGCUGCCACCGGCGUGACGCCGAUGACGCCGCCGCCGCCGGUCAAAAAUGGCUCUCACGCCGCCGCCGAGCAAAAUAUAGUCGGCGCACAGGUCUAUGGUAUACGGUUUAGUUAGACCUGAAAAUUGCUCUUUUUAAUUGAAGUAGGCUCGGCCUCUAUACACUGAAUUCUGUUUUUACAUGAUGUUUUAACGCGAUUUUCUCGAAGCUACGCGACUUUUUUACACGAUUUGGAUCAUUUGCGGAGGGCAUAUCAUGUAAAAACAACAAAAUUUGAACAGUUUCUCGAGUACACUGCAAUUUCGGUUCAUGCAGAUUUGAUGCAUUGUCCUUCAUUAAAAUGGGAGCGCUAUUCAACCCUUAAGAAAAUGUUAUAAUGACGGUAACUCAAAAAACAUUUUACUGUACACAAAGUACAAAAGUGGAACAAACGACUCUUAAACAAACUUUAGCUUAAGAAACUGUUUUUCAGCUAGUUCUGUUUCUUGGAUAUGACAACGGGUCAUAGGAGUUCUCAGGAUGAUCUAAGGGGAACUGAAGAGAAUAUGGGCGAACUAGAAGAUCCCCAUAAGGACUGUGGUUGUUUAGGGUUCAUCAAGUAGGCUAAGGACAGAUUUCAAGACUAGCGGGUCCUAAAUAAAGUCCCUCACGGACAACCUCGGGUUGGUAUAACAAUGUUUGUGCUGUAAUACAAAAGAACUCGAAAAAUGGAGAAAAUUGAAGUGGUUUCGGAUAGGCCAGGAGGAAAUAACUUCCGGAAAACCACAAUUAACUUUAAGAAACGGAUUACUUUAUUUGAUAUAACGUGUUCGCACUUUAGACAUUGGUUUUUGAUUAGAUUCAUAUUGCUGUGUGCGUUCAAGAUGCAAACGGUGCUCAAAUGCGCUUCAAACGCGGUAACACAUGUUACCAAAGGCAACGUAGCAACCAUAGCCAAUAUCACCGCCUACCUAAGAUUCGAAAACUCCCACUGACAUCGGGUUACUUGUUAGAAAAUCUUACCGCAUUUGGUGCUCCCGCAUUUGAUAUUUGCAUUUUGAAUGCACACAACAAUAACAGUGUAGUCAGUAAGGACAAAACAAUAUUACGCUUAUUGGAGCAGAACCAGUUGGGGGCAAGCUAGAGUACGAUGGUUACUCUCAACAAAAAAUGCAGUGGACAGUGUCCAGGGAGGGUUUCAAUAGGUUUCUGAGGGGGGUUUCGGGGGUUUCAUAGAGCUUCGGGGGUCCUAAGGCUGUUUAAAUGUCACAAUAGGUCUAUCAACAGAUCGCAGUGACUUAAAUACCCAUCAAGGAAUAAUAAGGCUAUCUUAGGUAUUUCAAGGGGUUUCAAGCAGAUUCCAGGGAAGUUUCAGAGAAGGUUUAUACGGGGCAGCAGGGACAGAGCAAUUUAAGGACAUUCCACGGGGUUUUAGAGGCUCUUCUGGUGCUUUCAAGGAGUUGCAGGGUUUCAGAAGGGGUUUUUAGCGUUUCAGAGAGCUGCCGAGGGUUUUAGGGAUACUUUAAAGGAUUUUCAUGGAAGCUUCAGUUGUUUCGGUAGGUUUCGUGUGGAUUCAGGGCGAAUUACCAGGUUCCGGAGGCAUUAUAGGUUAUUUUAGCAACUCAGCGAGCUUCAGAGGCAUUUUAUAGGGCUUCAAGGUGUUUUCAGGGGUGUUUCAAAUCGGUCUAAAGGUGAUUUAGGGAGUUUAUAGGGACACACUGUUAGCCUCCUGAAUGUCUUCUGAAGCUUUCUGGGACCACAUUAGACUCCCCUGAGACCCUUUGAAACGUCUCCAAAAACGUCUCUAACGCCUUUGGAAAUAUAUUGAAUCCAAGACCUCCUGGAAACUCCCUGAGACCACUUGUAACGUUCUGAAACCCCCUGAGAUCUCUUAACACCCCCUGUGACCCUCUGAAGCUCCCUGAAAACUGUCCAUAUCCUCCUUGGGUCUUCUAAAACGAAAUUGGAACCCCCAGGAACCCCCUGAAACCACCCAACUAACAUUUUUUCUAUACAGGAGUUUAAAAGAGCUUUCUUUCAAAAGCGUUUGUUCCCUAAUUUAUUAUGCUGCUACUUUUGUUGGUAAGGAAAAUCUCCUAAAUCCCAUGAAACGCCACUGAAAAUCUACUGGCCCCCUAACAAUGACCUGUGAUCUUUUGAAACGUCCCUGAGACCCUUUGAAAUGCCCCUGUAACCCUGUGAACUAACUACUUCUACGUUCAGUCCUGAGCACCCAUGGUGGUGCAGAGGGCCGAAAUUGAAGAUUUCCAUCCUGGCCGUCAUGACCUGUGGUCAGAUCAAAUUUCUGUCCACUUACUUUAGUUCCUCGUCGAGGCUGCGCCACCAUGACCCCCUUGAAUCCCCCUGGAAUUUCCUGAUAUCCCCCCAAAUAACCAGGACAGCCAUUCAAACGUUCCCUAAACCCUACAAUCUCCUGAAACUCCCCUGAAGCACCAUGAAUCGUGUAAGUUAUGUUCAGUCUGUAAAACAUCUGGCUGAAGAAGGAUUUUUUUAUUUAUUAUUUUUUACACUAAGAAUGCAUUCGUGUCAGGCUGAAAAAGGUGUCUAAUGCCUCUAUUCAUUCGGGGGUUUUUUCACUAGGUCUUUCCGGGAUGCCUCAUUGAGUUUCUUCUGGGACUUUUCUAGAAAUUCCUUCCGGGAGUAACUGCUUCCAGAAUUCCUCAACGAGUUUCUUCGGCGAUUCCUCCAGAAGAUCCUUUUAGGAUUACUCCGGGAAUUCCUUCUGGGAUGCCUUCCAGGAUUACUCCAUGAUUUCAUUCAUCUGAUAUUCCUCCAUAAUCUGCUUCCCAGAUUGCUCCAGGAGUUUCUUCCAGGAUUCCUCAAUGAUUUUUUCCGAGACAUUCCAGGAAUUCUGGGAUUUCUCCAUUAGUUUCUUUCGGGAUUUUUUCAAGAAUUCCUCCCAUGAUUCCUCCACAAUUUUCUUAUGGGAUUCCUUCCGAGAUUCCUGAAGGAGUUUGAAUCUUUCUGGGAUACCGUCAAGAAUUUUUUCAUGGAUUUCUCCUGGAAUUCCUUCCAUUGCUCCAUCAGAGGUUACUUCCGAGGAUUGCUCCAGAAGCUCUUGCUCUAAAAAAGGGUUGCUCUAAAAGUUUCUUCCGAGAUAUUUCCGGGAGAGCUUCUUCCGGGGUUUCUUCCCUUUAAAUUUUUUCCAGGAUUUCUCCAGAACUUCCUUUAGAAGCACUUUCAGGGAUUCCUCCAUGAGUUGUUUGUGGGAUUCCUUCAGGCUGUUUGCUAAUACAAACGCAGCCAGUACAAGAAAGCAUUCUGGAAAGUGAUCGGGUUAGAUUACGCCCAAUGACGUUUCUUGUCAAUAUUGAGGCCUGCAGCAUAUCAAAUAAAUGGCACAAGCGUCAAAGUGGCCAGGCCUACUGCGUUGUGUUUUCCGCAAAGAUGAUUCUUCAAAGUACCUCGAGUUCUUCACUAUUUUCUUUCACCGAGGUACACUCUCUCCUGAAUUCAGAUUCUACUAGUAACGGAACAAAAAAAUCCUCCGGGAUUCCUCUAUGGCUUACUUUUAGCAAUAUUACAAAACUUCCUGCUUGGAAUUGUACAGGAAUUUCUUCAAGGAUUCCUCCAGAAUUUCCUUCCGGGGUUUUCAAUAGUUCCUUCAUGUACGUCCAGGAAUUCCUCCAAGGAUUCCUUCAUUCUUCCGCAGAUUUCUCGUGGAGGUCUUUCCGUAGGCUGCUCCGAAAGAUGCUUCCUGGAGUUUUUCCUGCGAUUCCGGGAUUGUAAAGGAAUGAAAAAAUCCGGGAUUCAUUCAAGAAUUCCUUCCACAACUCUUCAUGGUACCUAAUCCAUUAGUAAUUUCUUAAGGAGCUUCUUCCAGGGUACUUUGGGCAAUCUUUCGAAGAUUCUUUUAGGAGUUCCUUCUGGAAUGCAUUAGGAGGUUACUCCGAGAUUCCUCUAAUAGUUUUAUUUAGAAUUGCUUCAGAAAAUACUUCUAGGAUUCUUCUUGGGGCAGCUUUCGGAAGUUCUGCAGGAGUUACUAAAGGAAUCCCUUGAGGAGUACCUUCUGUGAUUCCUCCAGAAAUUCCUUCCGAGAUACCCUUAAAAAAUCCCUAAUGGGGAACCCGUUCCAGAGAUUUUUAGGAAUCUUGAAAGGAACUCCACAGGAACUCUGGAAGGAACUCCUGGACAAAUCAUAGAAAGACCGCUUAUUGGAGGAAUCCCGGAUGGAAUUUUUGAAGUAACUUAUGAACAUUCCUAAGCACUUGGGGCAAUCGAAGACAACGGCUUGAAUGGUCUUGACUGGGACCAUGGCUGGAUCUGUUGACCACUCCCGACCUGGCUGGGCCGAGUGGCGAUUGGUUGGACGGUUUGGUCUGACAUGGAGUAGAGUUGGCUUAGCCCCGAGCACGGCCCGCGGCCUGGAUGGGCCGCAACCGACGGCUUGAACUUGGAAAAGGUUAUAGUGAGUUGGACACGUGCGGGUUCCGCGAUCUAAAUGACCGGAUGACAGUUAUUGGGUGAUUGGAUUCGAAACAGAUUUGGGAACACGGCCUGGAUAGAUCACGGUUGGAGUUUCUCAGGACAGCUUGUUCCGGAUGGCUUAAGUGGACGCGCGGACGGCUGCUGCCUGCAUAGAUCCCUUGGUCCUGAAUUAGUCUGAGCAUGGGCACGUGGGUUUCCGCAGCUUGGCUGAGCGUUUCGUUUGGCCUAUGAUUGAGCAUUGAGCACGUGGACUUCCUGCUGCCUAAAAGGUCCCCGGAUGCCUGAUGGGUCCGGCGGGGUAUUUGCUUGAUCACGUAGGCUUCCACCGGCGUGGAAGGGAUCCGAUUGACGCUCUGCGGAGCCUACGGUUGGGCACAUGAGCGUCCCGCUUUUGCCACGAUUCACCUCACGGCCCCUUCAUCCUCUCCGCUUCGCUGUCCCCGUAUCCUAUUGUUCUCCACAAUUUCGUAGAUUCGCUCCGGGUAUUGAGUUGCAAUUGUUUACUUCGCCCCAAUAGGUAGAGUUGUGAGCCGGGAGCGUUAGUAACAUUUUUUAUGGCAGAACUACAUGCAUAGUCUAACAAUAUUUAUGUUUUCGAUUGGAUUUCUGGUGCAUGAUUGCUGGUUAACCAUUGUAAACGAUUUCGGUAACAAGGUCGCUAUAGGUAAAUCCAACGGAAGCUAACGAUCCCUCCGCAUCUGGUGGCAGGAAUGAGAAACCUAUGAAAAGAGGGGCUCCGCCAAAAUUUGCCAUUGCGCAGUAUAGGCAAACUGCACUUUUUUCACAUUUUCAUAUCGAAUUCCGCAUCGCAGAGAAACAAACGAGCACUUUUUGAAAAGAAAAUCUGAUUCUCUUUCAGGUGCGCUUAGAUCCGGUAGGUACUUACUUAUGUGAUUAAUUUGAGGAGCUCUUGCUACGCCUCCGGCGGGCAAUCUUCCGGAUUUUUUGUUAGCUGGUCAAUCCGGUGUCUGUCGUCGUGGGCAUCGAGAUUGAUGAUAACAGAAGCCAUUACCAAUGGAAAAUAGCAACCACCAAGGCAAAAUAUGAGUUAAUUUUGAAAACGAAAAAUUGAAUUUUUGAUGUAAACAAACGAUUUUCACCUUAUCUCACUUAGCGCCUCUACAAUUGGGGGUCAUUCAAAUUCACCUAUAGAGUAAACAGAAUCUUGUCACUUUAAUUUGCAGAAGAGAGAGUCGAUGAAGAGAACUCUCUCAUGUUACUUUCGCCCUUAUUUAAACUCAAUCUAGAGAUGUUAUGGUCCAUAUACGCUCACGCCAGUAGUACGAUCACGAAUCAGUAGUUAGCAGGAAAGAUUGCUUGAGUGAUCAAUAGCAGCGUAUUUUCAGAGCUAUUCCAAAGUGCUGCCACAGAGGAACGGACGUCACACUCUCAUUGCUUUCCAUCGAUAACCUUUUUAAUGUUUGGUUCAAAUAUUUAGUAAUAGGUCGAUCGACCACUCGCGGCGCUGGUAUCGUUUUUGCUUCUGUUUGACGUUUGCUCACUACCGCCAUCUAGUGGCGGCCCGGCAAAACACAGUACGUUUAGCAUUGGGCGAUUACGUUUUCGUGACGAUGUAUUUAAUGAAAUUUCUUCUAAGUGUUACGUCUGUUUCUCUGUGGUGCUGCCAUUGUUUAAUGGUGUGGCACAACCCUCGGCUCAACCAUAAUUGGCUGAACUAUUCAUGCAGAUUAAAAUAAUGCUCAUUAUCUCAGAUUUGAUGCGAUAUUGGUAAUUAAAAUUCGCAACAAAGUUGUAGAGCUGUAAAACUGCACUCUACGUUGCGUCUAACAAUACAGUAAACGUUCGAUAAGUGCAACAUGUUUACGUUUCAGUUACCGAAUGAAAUUCGCUAACUGCAACGACUGACAGCCGUCAAACAGUUGUCAAUUUCUGUUGGACGCAGUCAGAAUGCACUCAAAAACAUCGUAAUGCAGUUGUAGUGCAACUGAAAAACAUCGCAACUCUAUUGAAGUUUCGUUUUUGACAGAUAGCGGUGCGAUAACUGCAAAAUUGUUGCACUUAGCGGACUUGCAGUUAAAAAGCAUUGCAGUUAAACCGUUUGCACCGAGCGAACGUCUACUGUACUGGCGUUCGAUUUGAAUAAGUCGAUGCUGACAACACUGGCAACACUGAUUAUGCUCAACACAUAUCACAGAUCUGGUACGACAUGGACAAUUCGAACACUGACAAACAAACGUAACGGGAAAGGAUGAAAAAAUUGUCCGAUAUAAAAAGAACACGCUGUCAUCUAUUGGUAGAAUCACGUGAAACGCUAUCAGCCAUAAUGGAUUGCGGUUUGACGUUUGACUAAUAGGGCACUGCAAGAAAUUCUCUCCUUCUCUUUCACUCUUACAGCCAUUAUGUAAACAACAAGGCCAAGAAAAGUCAAAAUUCCAUACACAAUCAAAACAGUGCAGUGCCCUAUACACACACUACUAUUUACACAAACCGCCUGUAAUUUUCAGUAACACGAAAUUAGUCUAUGGUAACACAUCCGCAAAUAUCAAAGCAACCGAGCACUAGCCAAAUAUAAUGGCAGUUCUCUUAUGUCGAAUUCGUUUUUGAACCUGGGUUGGAACUGGAUCGGCGGAAAAUGUGUAAACAAAAAACGUCAAACAAACUUUAGUACAAGCAAAACCGAAGUCGGGUUGGGGUUGAAACUGUGAUCUGAUCCAGUUCCAACCCAGGUUGGAACUGAAUCAAAAACGAAAACGACAUUAGGUAUUGACCAUCAAACGCAAAGCUAAAUUGCGCAGGUGGCGCUUUUCUAAAACAGUAAAUUACCAACCCUAGACUGAAUUACUAAUGCUACAAAUGGAAGAAAAGUGAAAUUAUUGCAGAAUCUCCUAACUUUCAUGCAAUGUAUUGGCCAGAAAUAUGUUAUUUUUGCUUCCAAAGUUGAAAAUUUUGCGUUACUCAACCUCACAUUUGAUCGCCAAUAGGGCACUGCACUGUUUUGACUUUGUAUGACGUGUUGGCGAUUCUUGGCCUUGUUGUUUGCAAAAUUUCGUCAAGAUUGAAAGACACGGAGAGAACUUCGUGUAGUGCCCUAUGUUAGAUCUUCCAUUGCAUCUGUAGUGGUAAAUGGUUAGGAACGGAGUUUAAAUGGGAUUUCAUUCUAUGUAUGUUCUAUGUAUGGGUGGAAAAAAUGGUGAUCUAGUGUAUCUUAGGAAAAAAACAACUGUCAUUUUACUUGGGAACACUAGUGCCUCUGGUGGAUUUUGUAAUAUAGUUUCAUGAUGUCCGCUAAUUGUAAUCCGCUUCCACAUGUUUUAUAAUAGGGUGCCGAGCCACUGGGGAAGUGGCUGGUGUUUUGGUACUUUUCCGCUAUAACCCAGUCAAAUUCAAACCAAUUGACUUGAUUUCUUUUUUUACACGGCAAGAAACUACAGUCUGAAUUCGCUCGUUGGGUCACGACUGCGCCCCGAUUAGCGAAUCGUGUUCGUUGGCACACGCAACGGGCAAGAAACACGUCAUGAUACACUCGCAUACUUACACAAUCGAGUGGAGUGGACAUGGUGUGAUGGUUAGAACACUUGACUAUCACGCCGAGGACCUGGGAUCGAAUCCCACUCCGGACAAACACGCAAAAUGUGAGUUCUUCCUUCGGAAAGGAAGUAAAGCGUGGAUCCCGAGAUAAACUAGCCUAGGGCUAAAAAUCUCGUUAAUAAAGAUAAAAAAAGUUUUCUCCCUUAUUUAUAAUGUUCAUUCUUAGCAUAUUUUUUCUAGAACAUGGUUUCCCAAACUGUGGGUCGCGACCCCCUAGGGGGUCGCCGGCAUUUAUCCAGGGGGUCGCGAGGUACAGUAAAAUAUUUUACUGUAAACAGUCAACAAAUGAGGGAAUUUCUAGGGGGGGUCGCGAAAACUUCGUCAGUUGGCAAAAGGGGGUCGCGCGACCUGAAAGUUUGGGAACCUAUGUUCUUGAAAAAAGGACCCUACAAAGUUGUGCCCUGGGCCCCCACAUUGAUAAAUCCGGCCCUUGCCCUAAGCUAGUGAAAAUUCCACCCCACAGGGUUUUAAAGAUGUUUCUAAGGGACAGGAGGUUCAAGAGAAACUAUAUAAAAUACAUAGAUGUUUCGAAUGGUUUCAAGAAGGCUUCAUGGAAAUUCCAGAAGGUUUUUAGGAUUUUUGAGGGCUUUUGAGAGGGUUCUGAUAAUUUCAGAGCCUGCAGCCCCUUUAAACCCCUGAAUUAUCCGUCCAGCUUCUCUGAAACGCGCUAAUAUGCCCUGCAAUCCCUUGAUCUAUCUAAUGCUCCCAGAAACGCAAUGAACCGUUCCUGAAUAUCCUCCAGAAAUCCGUUGAAAUCUCUCUGAAACACCCUAAGACGGACCUGAAACUCCUAAAAACUCAUGAAAAACUGAAACAUCCUUGAAAUGCCUUGAAGCGUCCCUAAAAUCUUUCUCAAAACUUCUUAGACCACCGGAAAUUCCCCUGAAAUGUUCUUCAGUAACGUUCUGCAACAUCGUCAUGAUCAAUUAUCAAUCAUUCGGAUUGCGAUUGAAAACAUCGAUAAUGGAAUACCAUUCUGCAUAGACGAGUGUAUCGAUUAACAACAAAUCUGGCGUUCGAUUUGAAUAGGUCCUAAAAUUGCUGUGAUUCCUAUGUUGAUUCGACCUAUUCAAAACGAACACCAGAAAUACAUGCAAUGCAGUGCUCGAAUCGGAGUAAAUAUGAAAAAUAUUAUGGCCGUAUAUACCGUUGAAGAGAAAUUUUCAGAGAGCCACACGCCGCUAAACUAUCGUGCCCCACUCUCAGAAAUAUUUGUUCCUUGCUCUUGCUUUCACUUACUUCAGAAGCAUGUUAGCUAAUGAAAGCAUAGCUAUUGCUUUGGGUUGGAGAACGUCGGUCAAAAGGAACAAAUUUUACAUCGUUCGGGAAAAACGCUUUAGUUUUCAAGCACUGAUGAACGGACGGACGUUCAACGGACAGCCAAAAGACCACUUUGUUCAGGCAUUUACUGGGCCCAUAACCUUCGACCAAAACUAGCAUCCAUCAGAGUAAUAAAGGUGGGUGACUUCAUACGACAUUAUCAAUUCAUAAAUAACGUGAAUCUUGACAUAAAAAUCAAUGAAUGUCAAAUCCCCUGCACAUGAUUCCAAGAAGAGGCAUCACAAGCGAAACACUUUCCGUAGCAAACAGCCUGAAAAGUCGAACAACUGUAGAGCACCAUUUCCACAUAGGUCUGUAACAGUCGGCACGAAAGUAUAGGACCUGUGAGUAGCGCGUACCAAGCGGAGAUCGCAAAUUAAAUAGUUUCGUAAAAAAAAGGACGCAAAAAAGCUAUAAGCGCAUAUAGAAGAGUUCGUCGAUAAAACAGACAUGAGUUGAUUCCUAUUAGAAACACACACAACACUACGAUUUAAUGAGUUAGUUAGAGAAAAUUAUCUAGAAAGAAAGAAAGAGAAAAAACUUCAAGGUUACAUGCGAAGCAUAUAAGUUGACAAUUUGUACAGUAGAGGAACAGAUAAAAAAAGCGCUCUAACACUGAAGAAUGAUUGAAGUAAAGAAAUCUAGUCCUAUUACACCUCCGAGCUACCUAUC